CGACUAUUACUUUUACGAUAAUUUUACAGCGGACCAACCAACAGUACCAAUCCAUCUUACAAAGGUUCAGCUCCAUUUCAACACAUCCGCUAACCUCUAAUUCCCUAAUUCCCUGCAGCAGUGUGUGCAUCUCUCGCCCUCUCUGUUGCGUGCAGGCGGAGAAUGAGCCAACCAUCAAAACACAAUCUGUCAGUAGAGCUCUAGUUUCCCCCGGUGAGACAACCCAGUGCUAGAAGGACUGAGAAUUAACUUACUGUCAACACACAGGAAUGCACACAGACAGAUUUCACUGCUUGUGGAAGAAACUAGCUCUUUGUAUAUUCGUGCACUCGUGUGUGUCAGAGGAAUCUGUUGUGAGCAGUGCUGUAGUCUUCCCCUAUGAUUUAGUGCUAGCAGCACUGAGGAUGAACCAACCCUUCACCACACACACACACACACUUAGUGAGGCGACCCCAGCCUUAGGGCUGAAAAUGAGGUUAUGAACCAAAGAGAUACAAAUGAGAGAAAUGCUCCAUUCAGUCAGUAAGGCCACUGGAUUAGCCUAUCACCCAGAGCUUGUUGCUGCCAUAGAGAGACCAAAAGAAAGGGAGAGUGAAAAGAUAGUGAUGGAGGGAGAGAGUGGGCUAGUGAGGGAGGGGGCAAUACUCAACCUGACAUUCUUGCUCUGGGGGUUUUCCUUGGCUCUGUCACAUGCAGCACGUGAGCAGGGAGGGAAGCAGACAUUAUGCAAAGAGCGCACACACAGUACAGAAGGUGCUGCCAGUAGGCUCAUUCCAUUACAGAGUGUAAUGGGCUGGAAGAUAGCUGUGUGUAGGGUUGACUGCAAAUGGUGUCUGGAAUCACUCUCUCUUUGCGUGUGUAAUGAGGAACACCUCUAGUUAUGUGUUCCCCGUCUCCUUCCCAGCCCUCUAUCUUCACAUGUAGUUUAUAGUAUAAAUCCUGUAAGUGAGGAUAGCAAUUAUUUUUUUACUGAAACAUUGGAUUCAUUUCAAUGAUAUGUAAUGAAUGGAAUCAAAAUAAGUAACUGAAUUGGAAAUCCUGAACUGCACUGUGGACUCCAUCUCUCUCUGUGUGUGUAGUGUUCUCAAGACUCAAGCUAUUACACCCAUUGCCCCAAGCAACAUAUUUGUCUGAGGUAAGAGCUCACCUUGUGAAUUCCUUGUGGUCUUAGGACGGCAUUGCAUUUUUACUCACACUGAACUGAGCUGUUAGCAAGCAGUAAAAUGGGUUGCUGAGCUCCUUAGCUUACCAGGGUCAUUCAGGGAGAGACUAGGAUCAAUGACAUUAAAAAGUCACCCAGCUUGUGGUAAUACAUUCUCUCUCUUUUUUUUUUUUUCACCUCUACAAGGACCAGGAAGUCAAUUUAACAUAAAAAAGUAUCUUCUGAUAUAAGAGGGAUGCUCCAAAUGAAACGACCUGUUUCUUAAUGUAAUCAAUUAAAUGUAUUUUUUUAUUGCCAAUCUGUCAUGCACAAAGGCUGUCCAAAAUUUUGCCAGGGUUAUUCAAAAUGUUCAUUACCAUGUUGACUGAUUACUUAUUUCAAAUUAACUUUAUCUUAGCUGUCUACUCCUGUUAUGAUACUGGGUGCUGUUAUUGAAUUAUUCAUAAUACACAUUUUGCUGUAUAAACAUGGUCUAAAAUUCUUCAAAUAUUUACUUUUAACAGCAUUGGGUGAUUUGUAAUGAGUCAAAUUGUGUGGCAGCUGAGAGCGAGGUGUGUGUCGUUACCACAGCUACAAAGCCAAAAUUGGCUAUAUCUAAAAAAUAAAAUACGUUUUUUGGUCUUAACUUAGGGUUAGGCAUAAUGUUAGCAGUGUGGUUAAGGUUAGGAUUAAAAUCAGAUUUUAAGAAGAGAAAUUGUAGAAAUAGGCGAGGGUUUAUGACUUUGUGGCUGUGGUAACUAGGGACGACCAGGGUGUGUUCAAGCCGAUCGUUUAAAAUCCUAGACAUGCGCACGGCGCUUCGGUUUGAAGAGAAUACGCCAUAUUGAAUCACCGUAGACUUCUGCUAGCGAUUUUUAGCUAGCUGUUUGAAAAGGACCAGUCUUCUAAUGGUCUUCAUUUGGCGUUACCAUUUCUCUCUGUCUUUGUAACACGGGUUAUUAUCACAUUUCUUGAGUCAGGGCAGUAGUGCAUUUUUAACGGGCACAUUGAUUUGCUUGAAGGGGGUUCAGAAAAAAAGUUGAAUGGAUCCGAGGCUGGCUUGGAAUCAGCCCGAGCAGAAAGGACCUGCGAACGCAUUAUGGAUGCGAAUCUGGGAGAUUUCUCAGGUACGAGCGACCUCCGGUCAGCAUCAUAAUAAUCAGAAACACAACCUGUGUGUGAAUUAUCCAGCGUUGGACGUUUAUAAAAAUGUUGCGGCAUUGAGCAAUAGCAUUUGCAGCAGUAGCCAUCACUGUAUUUCAAACCGCACUACUUCUAAUCACGGCACUGCAUUUUCCUCCUACGGGCCAACGUUACCCAAAGGCAACGUACAGAACAUAUUGACUCAGUCCAACGCGAACGGUAACAGUGUAACGACAGAUUUGUUGGGAGACAGUGGAAUGCCCCAAAAGACGGAAUCUGGAACGGACAGUCCAUCUUCGAACUGCUCGUUGGGAAGGACUUGCGGUGGCAAUGUAACGGGAAAUAGUAAUAAAAAUCCUGGAGUUGCCAAUCUGUUUUUUAGCUUCAGUGAAAGCAUGCAUAAUAAUGUCAACCAAUACCACCACCAAAGACAUCAUCAGGAUCACCCUCAGUACAAUUUCCAACAUAAUUGUGUGAAGCGUCACCCGCCAUCACCCGUAAAUAACCACACUCACCAUCCAGGCCGAAGGAAAAGUGACAACAAGGCGAGCACCUAUGGGAUUAAUUACUUGCUUUCUAACUGGACUAAUGACAACCAUGUUAGCUCGGGGACUGGAACUCCUUGGAAGACGAGGAAAUACAGCCCCGGUGUUGAUGGUCUCCAUGAGGAGAUGGUGGACUUCUACAACUUCAUGUCUCCCCAACCCGAGGAGGCUUCUAUGAGGAAGGAGGUGGUCAACAGAAUCGAGACGGUCAUCAAGGAGCUGUGGCCUACUGCCGACGUGCAGAUAUUUGGCAGCUUCAGCACUGGACUCUACCUACCCACAAGUGACAUAGACCUGGUGGUGUUUGGGAAGUGGGAACGCCCUCCGUUGCAGCAAUUGGAACAGGCCCUCCGGAAACACAACGUGGCGGAACCUAUCUCCAUCAAAGUGCUGGACAAAGCUACGGUGCCAAUCAUCAAGCUGACUGACCAGGAGACAGACGUCAAAGUGGACAUCAGCUUCAAUGUGGAGACGGGAGUCAAAGCUGCUCUCUUCAUCAAGGACUACACAAAGAGGUAUCCCGUGCUGCCUUACCUGAUCUUUGUGCUGAAGCAGUUUCUGCUCCAGAGAGAUCUCAGCGAGGUGUUCACUGGAGGAAUCAGCUCCUACUGCCUCAUCCUGAUGGUCAUUAGCUUCCUCCAGCUCCACCCAAGAAUUGACGCCAGUAGCCCCAACAUCAACCUUGGCAUCCUGCUGAUUGAGUUCUUUGAGCUGUACGGCCGCCAUUUUAACUAUCUGAAGACGGGCAUCCGCGUCAAGAACGGAGGGGCCUACAUGGCCAAGGAGGACAUGACGAAGGUUCUGACCAACGGCUACAGACCCUCCAUGCUCUGUAUAGAGGAUCCACUGAUGCCAGGUAACGACGUUGGCAGGAGUUCGUACGGAGCCAUGCAAGUCAAGCAGGUGUUUGACUACGCUUACAUCGUCCUUGGUCACGCCGUGUCACCGCUAGCACGCUCCUACCCCAAUAAGGACAUCGACAGCACUUUGGGGAGGAUAAUCAAGGUGACCCAGGAAGUGAUUGACUACAGGGAGUGGAUCAUGACGAAGUGGGGAGGAAGGCACCUCGCCCGCAUGGAGAGCCGGGGUUCUGUCUUGGAGCAGGACCCAGCACGGUGUGUGUUGGGUUUAGGUGUGGAGGAACAGAACUCCUCAGUCUCCCCUCACAGUGCAGACUCCCCCAUGUCCCUGUCCAGUCCUCACCAACACUCCUCAGUCUCCCCUCAAAGUGCAGACUCCCCCAUGUCCCUGUCCAGUCCUCACCAACACUCCUCAGUCUCCCCUCACAGUGCAGACUCCCCCAUGUCCCUGUCCAGUCCUCACCAACACUCCUCAGUCUCCCCUCACAGUGCAGACUCCCCCAUGUCCCUGUCCAGUCCUCACCAGAACUCCUCAGCCUCCUCGGUCUCCUCUCUGUCCGGGUCAGACAACGACUCUGAUUCGACGCCAUGCCCUGGCCGCCCUCCGGCACUGCCCCCCUACACCCUCCAGUCUCUGGGUAUGACUCUACCCCUGGGCCUGGCACUGGGCAAGCCUGGCAUCAACCAGCAGCACCUCAUCAUGUCCCCUGGCUCACAGGCAUGUAUGUCUUUGCCCAGUGGCCUGACGAUGCACUCCUUACCUGUCAGACAGGUGGGUAUAGACAUGACCCCCCCUACCCACCACCCUGCCCACCAUAACCCUCAUGUUCCAUCCAACCCCCAGCCUCUGUCCAGCCCCCACCCCACCAGCUACACACACCAGAAUGGUCCUAAGUUUCACGUGAAAGGCUUCCACAAUCCAGCUGUGGUCCACAGUCCCGCCCUGGCCAACCGCGCCCACACGCACCCUCUCACACACGCCCACACACACUCACACACGCAGUACCGCAACACCUGGCGCCGUCGGAAGAGGGACAGCCUGCCAGUAAGCCUGAGCAGAUAAAGGAUCAAACAACCCCCUUUUCCUCUCCUCCUGCCUUCAUCCCUCUCUCAUUCUGACUGAUUGGGAAGAAAACUUCACGAGACAAUGCUCCCUGCUGUUCAACUUGGAGGACAGGCAGGCAGAGGCACCAGACCAGCAUUGGGAUUCAUUCAACAAUUUGGGCUGCUGAACUUUGGCCCCGAGGAGGGAAAGAAGUGUAGCUCUGGGAAAACUCUUUCUCCAUCGCUCAUCCUCUCCCCAUUUCUGCAUGUUUUUUACUGCACAAUGAACCAACGGCCAACGAUACGGGAACGAGCAGUGCGACUAGCGAACAGAACGCAGCGCAACCCAACGUGCAUUCUGACCCCAGAACUUUUCCGCAGCUCUCCAGUCUGCUCUUUCACUUCCUGUUUGGGAUCCACAUUUUGUUUUCUUUUUGUUAAUGUUUAUUGUUCACAUUAAUAUUAAAAUAAUGGCGCUUUGCCCAUUUUCACAUACGUUCAAGGAGACUGAGGAUAGUGACAUCUUUGCCAGGUGGAAGUAGCGAAAGCCCAGUGUCGUGUUUAUUUUUGUUUUUUUGACUGGGUUGCGUUGUGAAGGCCUUUGUACUUGAACCCAGCAGCCAAGCUGUAUCUUAUUCAGUGUUCACACAAUGGACGGUUUCUAAUUUGUGCAAUAAUGUGUUCUAUUUUUUUUUAUCUUAUCAAUCUUUAUUUAAUUUUAAUUAUUCGUGUAUGUAAAGGAAUUUUGGUGUUAUGCUUUUAAGAUUGUAUUUUUUUUGCCAAGAGUUUACAGAACCUUUCCCCAGAUGGCCUCCGGUCUGGAGAGUGUGUGACGGAGUGUAUGUCUGUGUCAUGAGUGUGUGUCAAUUGGUGAGUUGUGGGUAUUUUGUUGGUGUCAAAGUAUAGUUGAAACCCCCCCAUGGGUGUUUUAUAAUGUGUGAAAAGGAAGAAUCAGAAGGAGCUAAGUCACUUCAGACUACUGCAAUGCAACCUCCUAUUGUUGACAGGUUAAAUGUCUGUAAUCUCACAUUGUCUCACUAGAUGGAGCUCUUACUACAGCAGAGUCACAGUGGACUGACUGACUGAGCUCUUACUACAGCAGAGUCACAGUGGACUGACUGACUGAGCUCUUACUACAGCAGAGUCACAGUGGACUGACUGACUGACUGAGCUCUUACUACAGCAGAGUCACAGUGAACUGACUGACUGACUGAGCUCUAACUAUAGCAGAGUCACAGUGGACUGACUGACUGACUGACUGAGCUCUUACUACAGCAGAGUCACAGUGGACUGACUGACUGACUGACUGAGCUCUUACUACAGCAGAGUCACAGUGGACUGACUGACUGACUGAGCUCUAACUAUAGCAGAGUCACAGUGGACUGACUGACUGACUGACUGACUGACUGACUGACUGACUGACUGAGCUCUUACUAUAACUGAGUCACAGUGGACUGACUGACUGACUGACUGACUGAGCUCUUACUACAGCAGAGUCACAGUGGACUGACUGACUGAGCUCUAACUAUAGCAGUGUCACAGUGGACUGACUGACUGACUGAGCUCUUACUACAGCAGAAACACAGUGGACUGACUGACUGAGCUCUAACUAUAGCAGAGUCACAGUGAACUGACUGACUGACUGACUGACUGACUGAGCUCUUACUAUAGCAGAGUCUCAGUGGACUGACUGACUGACUGACUGACUGAGCUCUUACUACAGCAGAAACACAGUGGACUGACUGACUGAGCUCUAACUAUAGCAGAGUCACAGUGGACUGACUGACUGACUGAGCUCUUACUAUAGCAGAGUCAUAGUGGACUGACUGACUGACUGAGCUCUUACUAUAGCAGAAACACAGUGGACUGACUGACUGACUGAGCUCUUACUAUAGCAGAGUCACAGUGGACUGACUGACUGACUGAUUGAUUGAGCUCUCACUAUAGCAGAGUCACAGUGGACUGACUGACUGACUGAGCUCUUACUAUAGCAGAGUCACAGUGGACUGACUGACUGACUGAGCUCUUACUACAGCAGAGUCACUGUGGACGGACUGACUGACUGACUGACUGACUGACUGAGCUCUUACUACAGCAGAGUCACAGUGGACUGACUGACUGACUGAGCUCUUACUACAGCAGAGUCACAGUGAACUGACUGACUGACUGAGCUCUAACUAUAGCAGAGUCACAGUGGACUGACUGACUGACUGACUGAGCUCUUACUACAGCAGAGUCACAGUGGACUGACUGACUGACUGACUGAGCUCUUACUACAGCAGAGUCACAGUGGACUGACUGACUGACUGACUGAGCUCUUACUACAGCAGAAACACAGUGGACUGACUGACUGAGCUCUAACUAUAGCAGAGUCACAGUGGACUGACUGACUGACUGACUGACUGAGCUCUUACUAUAGCAGAGUCAUAGUGGACUGACUGACUGACUGAGCUCUUACUAUAGCAGAAACACAGUGGACUGACUGACUGACUGACUGACUGAGCUCUUACUAUAGCAGAGUCACAGUGGACUGACUGAUUGAUUGAGCUCUUACUAUAGCAGAGUCACAGUGGACUGACUGACUGACUGACUGACUGAGCUCUUACUAUAGCAGAGUCACAGUGGACUGACUGACUGACUGAGCUCUUACUACAGCAGAGUCACUGUGGACGGACUGACUGACUGACUGACUGACUGACUGAGCUCUUACUAUAGCAGAGUCACAGUGGACUGACUGACUGAGCUCUUACUAUAGCAGAGCCACAGUGGACUGACUGACUGAGCUCUUACUAUAGCAGAGCCACAGUGGACUGACUGACUGAGCUCUUACUAUAGCAGAGCCACAGUGGACUGACUGACUGAGCUCUUACUAUAGCAGAGCCACAGUGGACUGACUGACUGAGCUCUUACUAUAGCAGAGCCACAGUGGACUGACUGACUGAGCUCUUACUACAGCAGAGCCACAGUGGACUGACUGACUGAGCUCUUACUACAGCAGAGUCACAGUGGACUGACUGACUGAGCUCUUACUAUAGCAGCGCCACAGUGGACUGACUGACUGAGCUCUUACUAUAGCAGAGCCACAGUGGAGUGACUGACUGAGCUCUUACUAUAGCAGAGCCACAGUGGACUGACUGACUGAGCUCUUACUACAGCAGAGUCACAGUGAACUGACUGACUGACUGACUGAGCUCUAACUAUAGCAGAGUCACAGUGGACUGACUGACUGACUGACUGAGCUCUUACUACAGCAGAGCCACAGUGGACUGACUGACUGAGCUCUUACUAUAGCAGAGCCACAGUGGACUGACUGACUGAGCUCUUACUACAGCAGAGUCACAGUGGACUGACUGACUGACUGAGCUCUUACUACAGCAGAGUCACAGUGAACUGACUGACUGACUGAGCUCUAACUAUAGCAGAGUCACAGUGGACUGACUGACUGACUGACUGAGCUCUUACUACAGCAGAGUCACAGUGGACUGACUGACUGACUGACUGAGCUCUUACUACAGCAGAGUCACAGUGGACUGACUGACUGACUGACUGAGCUCUUACUACAGCAGAAACACAGUGGACUGACUGACUGAGCUCUAACUAUAGCAGAGUCACAGUGGACUGACUGACUGACUGAGCUCUUACUAUAGCAGAGUCAUAGUGGACUGACUGACUGACUGAGCUCUUACUAUAGCAGAAACACAGUGGACUGACUGACUGACUGACUGACUGAGCUCUUACUAUAGCAGAGUCACAGUGGACUGACUGACUGACUGAUUGAUUGAGCUCUUACUAUAGCAGAGUCACAGUGGACUGACUGACUGACUGACUGACUGAGCUCUUACUAGAGCAGAGUCACAGUGGACUGACUGUCUGACUGAGCUCUUACUACAGCAGAGUCACUGUGGACGGACUGACUGACUGACUGACUGACUGAGCUCUUACUAUAGCAGAGUCACAGUGGACUGACUGACUGAGCUCUUACUAUAGCAGAGCCACAGUGGACUGACUGACUGAGCUCUUACUAUAGCAGAGCCACAGUGGACUGACUGACUGAGCUCUUACUAUAGCAGAGCCACAGUGGACUGACUGACUGAGCUCUUACUAUAGCAGAGCCACAGUGGACUGACUGACUGAGCUCUUACUAUAGCAGAGCCACAGUGGACUGACUGACUGAGCUCUUACUAUAGCAGAGCCACAGUGGACUGACUGACUGAGCUCUUACUAUAGCAGCGCCACAGUGGACUGACUGACUGAGCUCUUACUAUAGCAGAGCCACAGUGGACUGACUGACUGAGCUCUUACUAUAGCAGAGCCACAGUGGACUGACUGACUGAGCUCUUACUACAGCAGAGUCACAGUGAACUGACUGACUGACUGACUGAGCUCUAACUAUAGCAGAGUCACAGUGAACUGACUGACUGACUGACUGAGCUCUUACUAUAACAGAGUCACAGUGGACUGACUGACUGACUGAGCUCUAACUAUAGCAGAGUCACAGUGGACUGACUGACUGACUGAUUGAGCUCUUACUAUAACAGAGUCACAGUGGACUGACUGACUGACUGAGCUCUUACUACAGCAGAGUCACAGUGGACUGACUGACUGAGCUCUAACUAUAGCAGAGUCACAGUGGACUGACUGACUGACUGACUGAGCUCUUACUACAGCAGAAACACAGUGGACUGACUGACUGAGCUCUAACUAUAGCAGAGUCACAGUGGACUGACUGACUGACUGACUGACUGACUGACUGACUGACUGACUGACUGACUGACUGACUGAGCUCUUACUAUAGCAGAGUCACAGUGGACUGACUGACUGACUGACUGAGCUCUUACUAUAGCAGAAACACAGUGGACUGACUGACUGACUGACUGAGCUCUUACUAUAGCAGAGCCACAGUGGACUGACUGAGCUCUUACUAUAGCAGAGCCACAGUGGACUGACUGACUGAGCUCUUACUAUAGCAGAGCCACAGUGGACUGACUGACUGAGCUCUUACUAUAGCAGCGCCACAGUGGACUGACUGACUGAGCUCUUACUAUAGCAGAGCCACAGUGGACUGACUGACUGAGCUCUUACUAUAGCAGAGCCACAGUGGACUGACUGACUGAGCUCUUACUACAGCAGAGUCACAGUGAACUGACUGACUGACUGAGCUCUAACUAUAGCAGAGUCACAGUGAACUGACUGACUGACUGACUGAGCUCUUACUAUAACAGAGUCACAGUGGACUGACUGACUGACUGAGCUCUAACUAUAGCAGAGUCACAGUGGACUGACUGACUGACUGAGCUCUUACUAUAACAGAGUCACAGUGGACUGACUGACUGACUGACUGACUGACUGACUGACUGAGCUCUUACUACAGCAGAGUCACAGUGGACUGACUGACUGAGCUCUAACUAUAGCAGAGUCACAGUGGACUGACUGACUGACUGACUGAGCUCUUACUACAGCAGAAACACAGUGGACUGACUGACUGAGCUCUAACUAUAGCAGAGUCACAGUGGACUGACUGACUGACUGACUGACUGACUGACUGACUGACUGACUGACUGACUGACUGAGCUCUUACUAUAGCAGAGUCACAGUGGACUGACUGACUGACUGACUGAGCUCUUACUAUAGCAGAAACACAGUGGACUGACUGACUGACUGACUGAGCUCUUACUAUAGCAGAGUCACAGUGGACUGACUGACUGACUGACUGAGCUCUUACUAAAGCAGAGUCACAGUGGACUGACUGACUGACUGAUUGAUUGAGCUCUUACUAUAGCAGAGUCACAGUGGACUGACUGACUGACUGACUGAGCUCUUACUAUAGCAGAGUCACAGUGGACUGACUGACUGACUGACUGAGCUCUUACUAUAGCAGAGCCACAGUGGACUGACUGACUGAGCUCUUACUAUAGCAGAGUCACAGUGGACUGACUGACUGAGCUCUUACUAUAGCAGAGCCACAGUGGACUGACUGACUGAGCUCUUACUAUAGCAGAGUCACAGUGGACUGACUGACUGAGCUCUUACUAUAGCAGAAUCACAGUGGACUGACUGACUGAGCUCUUACAACAGCAGAGUCACAGUGGACUGACUGACUGACUGACUGACUGAGCUCUUACUAUAGCAGAAUCACAGUGGACUGACUGACUGAGCUCUUACUACAGCAGAAACACAGUGGACUGACUGACUGACUGAGCUCUUACUAUAGCAGAGACACAGUGGACUGAGCUCUUAGUCACACCCAAUAACAUAGCUGUUGUUUUUAAAACCUUUAUCUUUAUUUGGUGAGUGUGUGUGUGUGUUUGUGCACGCAUAUCAGUCAUAGGAGGACUUAGUCACCUAACGUUUGUGCCAUUUCCGCUACUCAGUCCUAGUAUAGACUAGGGCUGAAAACUCUUUCCCAUUGCAGGAGUUUGGCACAAGGCCAAGUACAUAUUGUAUGCUCCAAGUGUGUUUCUGUUGGUGUAUGUCUGUCAUUUUUUAAAGAUGUGCAUGGUAUGGGGGUGGAGUUAGAUUAAGGAACAGCAAAAAUGACCUGAAAAUUGGUGAGUGUUGUGAAAUGGCACCUUACCCCCUAUGUCAAGUAGUGAACUACGUAGGGGAUAGGGUACCAUUUAGAUAUGCCCUAAAAGACUAGGUGCUCUAAAGGCAAUAGGGUCUUUCUUCUUAGCGGGGGAGAAAGUUCUGGAGACUUCUGGAACAGUGGAGGAAAUGAGGAAAGGGAAUCAUUUUGAUUCCAUUCUGGAAUCUAGUGUAUAUUUGAUUGCCAGGUACUUCCGCUAGUUGUUUGUCUUUUCUUUGUGUUUAAUUGUGUGUGUGUGUGUGUGUCUCGUCUCUGCAAGUAUACAGCCCCACACACACACACACAAGUGACUGUGUGUGGCUGAGGCUCAGCGCGGUAGCUACACACUGAACAUAUGAUGUUAUUACUAUGCAAGUGGGUUAUUUUUGAGUGCCCCAGUAUUUCUGUUUCCAAUGACAACCACUGCUUCUUGGAUCGGAGUGACGUUACUGUAAACUCCAGUUUGAACGACUAGGCCUGUAAUUGGUGGGCUAGGCUAGAUGGUGGUUAGCCAGCCUCAGCCCGGUUACAAGUGAACCACAAAACUCUGUCUUUGUAUGCAAGUCCUGAUGUUUUAAAAGUCUCUAGUUUUGUAUUUCUAUCUGGCAGAAAGUCUAUGGAAGGGGAUGUGUGUUUAAGUGGUCAGGUAUCUGUAUGUCUGGCUUGUCUGAGCGAAUAGCAAGACUUUAUUUAAAUUUUUUAUGACACCCUAUUCUCUAUAUAGUGCAUGCUAUUGUACUCUAGUGCUGUUUUAAAGUAGGGCCCUAUAUAGGGGUUAGGGUGUCAUUUGAGUGGACAUGAGGAGCGACUUGCACUCUGUAGUGGACGACUUCAUACCCUUCCUAGUGCACUAGAGUCCUCUACCCUUACUGAGACAGUGUUAGGCGCCAACGUCACUCUCUGUAAUGUUACUAUAGCAACUUUUAACCACCAAUCAAAACUCGACCUGGCCAAUAUACCGCCUUUGACAGGGUCGUCGGCCCCAAAUGGCAUCCUGUUCUGAAUGUAUUGCACUACUUUUGAUUAGAUCUUUGUAGUGUCUUGUGGAAGGUAGCUGGGCUAUAUAGGACAUAGGGUGCCAUUUGGGACUCAAACUGUGUCUGCUUUUAGAGAAUAGAACCAGCUUCUGUCACAGAUGAGCUCAAACACUAUCUCUGGUUGGAGAUUUGUCAAGCCUGUCACUUGUCCACCAUUUUUACAGAUUCUAUUAAGACUGAAAUGUAGUGUGACGUCUGUAUGGAUUCAACUCUGUGUGCUUCCCAAUGGUCUACACAAGCUUCCUCCCCUCAUGUCCUUUAUCUGAUCUGAAAGAAAUUGGAACAGGUAAAAGCCAAUCCUUUGGUAGAUCUGCCAUUUUGUUUUCACCGAUCUAAAACCCUACUGAUCGGAGAGAUGUGGAGGAGAGGAAGCCUCUUUAGACCAUUGAGAACAAGAAACACAUGUACACAUAGAUGCAAUGUAAUGCACUCCAUUGCAUCACAAUGAGGGAUUUUAAACUUAACGGCCGCCAUUUUGUAAAAGGUGGCGGCUCUUCUGUCAUGGCCAACUCAUCUGAAGAGGAACUCCUAAAAUGGUCGCCAAACUAGCGGCGGUCACAGAGUGACAGCCUGGCUUUUGUUUUGAACAUUUUUUUAUGUACCAGUAUAUUUUUUUCUAUUUUAUUUUUUAAUAAACAUCAUAAAACUGCCAGUUA
This is a messenger RNA of Salvelinus fontinalis (brook trout), 12991 nucleotides long. RefSeq names its product terminal nucleotidyltransferase 4A-like. The record is from RefSeq and is a predicted model, not a curated record. NCBI's taxonomy places the organism in Eukaryota, Metazoa, Chordata, Actinopteri, Salmoniformes, Salmonidae. The transcript is spliced from 13 exons. The coding region runs from base 2185 to 4752 and encodes 855 amino acids. Gene Ontology annotation, molecular function: poly(A) RNA polymerase activity; mRNA binding. Gene Ontology annotation, biological process: RNA 3'-end processing. Gene Ontology annotation, cellular component: nucleolus; TRAMP complex.